CAAGCUGACUGGUUGGCUUGGGACACCAGCAAUACAAAGGGAACUCUGCAUCGUAAAAAGGGUUCGUUGAAUAUUAGGGAACUUCCUGACCCCCCUCAUCCCGCUGCUACGCAAUCACGCUGUACGAGUGGGUGGGGCCUCGAGUGCAGCCGCAUUGUUGUUGGGGGAGAGGGCAGCCCGGAGCAGCUGCCGUUCGUUAUUAGAAAGCGGACAGUUAAAUGCACAAAUGUUUUUUUAUACAAAUACUUAAAUGCCGCAGAUAGAACCGAGGCCAGAAUCUGGACGGUUGCCGCGGAUACCACGCUUUAUCUUUCACAUUUUCAGUUGAAAGCUCGAGCGGCGUCCGUUGGAUGAGAAGACUGUGCGGAAUCUCAGGCGCUCUGCAGGCCAUAUCGCCAUUGCUUUUUACCAGCGCUACUGUCUUCGGCAAAAGCUUGGGAUCUCUGAGGUCGUCGGCAUGAAGAAGAAAGCCCGGAAUCCCCGGGCGCCGCAGCGGGCCGCCUCCCCCAUCCGGCCCUCGCCCAACCGGGAGACGCUGACGUACGCGCAGGCGCAGCGCAUGGUGGAGCUGGAGCUGGACGGGCGCGUUCACCGCAUCGGCAUCUACGACAAGCUGGAGGUGGUCGCGGACGACGACCCCACGGCCCAGGAGAUGCUGGAGUGCAACAGCAACAAGGAGAACAGCGAGAAGCCCCAGCAGGCCCCGGUGCGCUCGGCGCGGCUCAAGAGCAGCCGGGAGAAGAGGAACGCGGCCCUGAGCGAGGCGCAGGCGGCGCCGCCCGCCCCCGCGCUGCCCGAGCCGCGGAUCCGCACGGUGGAGUACAACCUGCCCGCCGUGCCCCGCCGGCCCGCCGCCUACUUCACCUACGCCGAGAAGACGGCCGAGGAGCUGGACGAGGAGGUGGAGUACGACAUGGACGAGGAGGACUACGCCUGGCUGGACCUGGUCAACGAGAAGAGGCGGGCCGACGGCUUCAGCCAGGUCUCCCAGAACGUCUUCGAGUUCCUCAUGGACCGCUUCGAGAAGGACUCCUUCCUGGACGGCCAGGGCCGGGGCGGGCGGGAGCCGCUGGUCGACGAGGACGCCGUCUGCUGCGUGUGCAUGGACGGCGAGUGCCACGACAGCAACGCCAUCCUCUUCUGCGACGCCUGCAACCUGGCGGUGCACCAGGAGUGCUACGGCGUGCCCUACAUCCCCGAGGGCCAGUGGCUGUGCCGGCACUGCCUGCAGGCCCCCUCCCGGCCCGCCAGCUGCGUGCUCUGCCCCAACCGGGGCGGGGCCCUCAAGAGGACCGACGACGACCGCUGGGGCCACGUGGUGUGCGCCCUGUGGGUGCCCGAGGUGGGCUUCUCCAGCGCCGUCUUCGUGGAGCCCAUCGACGGCGUGCGCAGCAUCCCGCCGGCGCGCUGGAAGCUAACGUGCUACCUGUGCAAGGAGAAGGGCGUGGGCGCCUGCAUCCAGUGCCACCGCGCCAACUGCUACACCGCCUUCCACGCCAGCUGCGCCCAGAAGGCCGGGCUCUGCAUGAAGAUGGAGCCCGUCAGGGAGGGGGGCGGCGGCGGCGGCGCCUUCUCCGUCAAGAAGACGGCCUACUGCGGGGCGCACACGCCCGGCGGCUGCGCCCGCAGGCCCCUGGCCAUCUACGAGGACGGCGAGGCGGAAAACGGGCGCGCUCGGGUGGGCGACGCGGGCGGCAGGAGGACGAGGUUGAAAAGCAGGAAGAAGAAGAAGAAGAGCAAGAAGGCCGUGUGUGAGCCUCAGGCCGUGGUCCCAGCCGUGACUGUGCCCAGUAUUUCACCAGAGAGGUUGAACACCAUCCUCGGUCAGGUGUCUGUCCAGAAGAAGAAGGUGUUUGUCGAGCGGGUGCUCAGCUACUGGAUCCUGAAGAGGCAGUCGAGGAACGGCGCCCCGCUGAUCCGGCGCCUGCAGUCCAGCGUGCCGUCCCAGAAAACGGCCCAGCCGAGGGAGACGGAGGAGGAGAGCCGGGCGCUGAAGGAGCAGCUGAAGGACUGGCACCGGCUGCGGCACGACCUGGAGAGAGCCCGCCUCCUGCUGGAGCUCAUCCGCAAGAGGGAGAAGCUCAAGAGGGAGGAGAUGAAGCUGCAGCAGUCGGUGCUGGAGGUGCAGCUCACCCCCUUGACGGUUCUGCUGCGGGCCGUCCUGAACCAGCUCCAGGAGAAGGACCAGGCCAGGAUCUUCGCCCAGCCUGUCAGCGUCAAAGAGGUCCCGGACUACCUGGACCACAUCAAGCGGCCCAUGGACUUCUCCACCAUGCGGAAGCGCGUGGAGGCCCAGGGCUACCGGAGCCUGGAUGAGUUCGAGGACGACUUCAACCUCAUCGUGGCCAACUGCAUGAAGUACAACGCCAAGGACACCGUCUUCUACCGCGCGGGCGUGCGCCUGCGCGACCAGGGCGGGGCCCUGCUCCGGAAGACCCGGCGGGACGCCCUGGCCACCGGGUUCGACUUCCAGAGCGGGAUGCUCCUGGCCGAGCCGCCCAAGCAGGAGGCUCCGCCCCCGUUCGCCUGGGAGGACGUUGACCGGCUGCUGAAUCCAGCCAAUCGGGCGCACCUGUCUCUGGAGGAACAGCUGAAGCAGCUCCUGGAGAAGCUCGACUUGACAUUUGCCAUGAAAUCGAGCCCGUCGCGGAGCAAGCGCCUCAAGCUGCUCAAGAAGGAGAUCGGCGACGUCCGCUGCGAGAUGAGCCUGAAGAAAGCCCCGCCCUCCAAACCGGAGAGCGGCCAAUCGGAUGCGAAGGAGGCGAGGCCUGCUGAGCAGAGCCUAGUGGAGGACGGGGACAAGUCCGUGCCGCCAAAACUGGAGCCGUCGGAUUCGUCGCCGCCUCCUGUGAACGCGGAGAGCGACCCGGAGCCGCCGAAGCUGAAGCCCGUCGAGCGCCAGCUCAGCUCGGAGAGCAAGUGCCACAAGUCUGUCAAGUUCAACGGCGAAGGCGGCGCCCCCUUGAGUUCGGAGGCGAAAGUGAACGGGCACGCCUCCGACGGCGAGGGGGGUGUCGUGACGGCGGCCCCCGCCCCGGCGGAACCCGCCAACCCCGUGGGCAGGCGCACGGCCGUCCUCUUCCGCAAGUCCAAGAGCCCGGCGAAGCCCGCGGGGCCCCGCGAGGCCCCGCCCCCCCGGCCCCAGCUGGGCACCAAGACCUUCCUCUCCGUGGUGAUCCCGCGCCUGGAGACGCUCCUGCAGCCCCGCAAGAGGUCCCGCAGCGCCAGCGGCGACAGCCAGCCCGGGGACACGCCCGCCAGCAAGCGCCUUCGCCAAGGGCUGUCUAACGGCUUUGUCGUCGCCCAGGAGAAAGAGCUCAUUCCCAGCAGGCAGCUGGAGCCUCGCCGGAGGUGCGCCUCUGAGUCCAGCAUCUCCUCCAGCGGCAGCCUGCUGUGUAGCGCCAGCGGCGUCAGUCUUCCGAAGUGCGGGAGGGGCAGGUCGGCGGCCGCGCGGAGGAAGACCACGGACGACAAGAAGGAGCUGGUGGCCCGCGUCGGGACGGGGGGCCUGGCCAAAGCGGCGCGGCUCGCGGCCGAAGUUGGCAACAACAAUAUGUGGAUGUCCACUAGUGCCACAACUGUUGCACUGGAACCUCUAAAACUAGUUUGGGCAAAAUGUAGCGGAUAUCCUUCCUACCCUGCCCUGAUAAUCGACCCCAAGAUGCCCCGGGCGGGCUGUCGCCGCAGUGGGGCCUGGAUCCCGAUGCCCCCCCUGAGCGUGCUCCGGGUUGGAGAGCAGAUGCAGUACAAGUCCGGAGAGAAACUCUUCCUCGUCCUCUUCUUCGACAACAGACGCAGCUGGCAAUGGCUUCCUAAAUCCAAGAUGGUUCCGCUGGGGAUGGACAAAGCCGUCGACCAGGUGAAGAUGGCGGAGGGCCGCACCUCGAGCGCCCGCAAGGCCGUGCAGACCGCCUUCGACCGCGCCGCUAGCUACCUGAGCCGCGCGCGUGACGAGCCGGCCAGCGACCUGAGCGACCUGGACUGAACCGCACACGCCUCGCCCCGCCCCCCGGGGGCCUCGUCCGGGACGCCCCCGACCUCACUGUUUACCCGCCGGGCGUUUUGGGGGGUCCGCCCCGCGCCCGUGCCGUCCCACCCCCCACCCCUCUCCCAGCCUCGCUGGUCUGAUGGCUGGGCUACUCAGAGAAUGUUCCGGAGAGUUUGAAAUCCUCCGCGACCGUGCUGCAGGACUGCUGGACGAACGCUGUAAACCCUCACUGCCAUGACUCCAUUUCCCAACAUCCUCUCUGUUUCCACUAGUGAAUAGCUCUGUAUUUAAUGCACUGUGUAAAUACCUGUACAUUGGCCGACACUAACUUAUUCUGUAGGGGUUUAUUUUUUUUGUUGUUACUUUUAUCGGAACUGUAUAUUACUUUUCUUAAUAUUUAUACGUAUCGGUGAUUAUGUUCUCAAUAUGCCGCAGUCUUUGGUGCUAUAAACAAUGUCAAGUCCGAGUUAAAAUGGAGGACUCGAGCGUGGGCUGAAACAUACUGUACUGAAAAGUAUUUCAGUAACUUUUUUCCAUUUGUUUUUUCUCAUAAGUUAUUGAAGUUUAUUUACAUCGUAAGCUUCUCCACGUGGCAUUAACGUUUGAAUAUUAUUUUGUACGAGAAUGUUUUUGUUUUUUUUCUUGAGAAUUUUAGUGUGUUUUGUUUGUACAUAUUUAUACAAAUCUAUAUCUGUAAACUUCCAAUCGUCACAUGCAAAAUCUAUCGUAGCUAUGGAAACCGAAAGUGCGUCGUUCUUAUGAAACCAAAAAUAGUCGUUGCCCAGAUUUUUUAUUUCUGUUUUUUAAACCUUCAGUGUGAUUGUGUGGUUUGAAAGGUGUACUGUUAAACUGUCUCCUCCUUCCUUUUUUACUCGGUGGUGUUUUUUUUUUGACUGUGUUACAGGGACCUGUUGUAACUAAAGGAGGACAUUUUUAUUUAUUGUACACACAAAAUAUUUGCAUUACUUUAUAUCCGGAGAAAUUGUAAGAGCUAAACCGAAGGGCACACUCAGCUAGUUGUGUUGAAAUUUUACUUUCAUUAUAAAUGACAGCGUGUUAUUCAUAUCCUGUGAUUUUACUGGUUGAAUGGUGGAGUCUGUGAUGUUUAUUUAGUAGGGUCCUGGGUAGCCAUGGAUACAGUUUUGAAUACAUUUUGUAUGGUUUAUCUGUACCAUUUUAUUUUUCUUUGGGGAAAACCACGUUAGGUACUGGAAGUGGUUCCUGGGAUUUCCCAGUAAGUUUAAUUUUUUAUAUAUAUAUAAAUGACUAUAUAUAGCUCUGUAUUCAUAUUAAUAUGAAUACAUGAAUACAUAUAUAUACACACACUGAAACAUUUCUGGUUGAUCUUAAUAUGUCGUGGAAGAUUGAGAUCUAUGAUAAGUGAGCAAGGGUAGAGAGAAAAAAAUCAAUGUGUCCACACUGUCUAUGCCAAAGUAGUUUAUUUUAUCUGCUUGCAAAUACAAGGUUGAGUUGCAAGGGUUUUUUUUUUUUUAAAGAAAGAAAAUAUUUAAGUGUAAUGAUUGUUUUUUGUUAAAAAUAACAAAAAAAAACAUGAAAUGUGAUCUAUUCUGUAGUGGGGGUGUUGGAGUGCAGAACAUCCACCAGACGGCGCCAUUGCACUGCGCCAAAAUGGAGAGAUUUAUGGGUACCGAGGGCCUUGCUUUCUGUUGCGCUAUGCUUCUGUCAAGACAUAAUGGUGACCGGUUAGCCAGCUGUGUGAGGGGGUUUUGAACUUUUAUGGCACGAUGGAUCAAAUUAUCUUUGGAAUCAGUGCAUAAGUUGACAGGUUCGUGGAAUCAAAGUUGAGGCGUGAGGUCACUGAACAGACGAGUGUAAUGAAAGCAUUUAUUCUAAUGGACCCUUUUCUACGAGCAGGGACUUGGAAUUGCCAGUACCCGUACUAAGCAAGGCUGAGCUUGGCUGAUUGGUACAUGGUUGGGCAGUCAUGCAUACCAGCCUUGUAUCUCUCCGCUAAUAAACCUGGCAAAAGCUGUGAAAGUCGAGAGUUAUAAACAGGGAUGCACCACCUUCAGUGCAGUUUGCUGCGGCAGCACCGUUUCACCGUACACUCAAACAGACGCUGUAGCCGUUCUAGCUCGUCAGCAGGAAACAACGCUCAGGGAAGGCAAAUUAGCCAGAGGAGGGGGGCGUGUCAUACUUGUAAUACUUGUGCAACCAGCCCUCGGGGAAUUCCACCGCUUUCAUUUCCACCUGUGCCUAUCACUCCUGCCAGUAGUACUGCUCCCAGAGCGUGAGUUAGGCCCUGAGCUCUGGAGAGGGUCCCACCAUCUGGCGAUGGAGGCUAACCUACGGGAGAGUCCUGUGGUAAAGGACGCGGUCUUGUUCUUUUGCCAGUAGGGGGCAGUCUUCCCUCUCAACCGAGUGGAAAAAUCAGUGCCGCUGUGUUGUAGCCGACUCGUCGCGGUCAGUAACAAUCGCUUGGUGUUUAUUACAAAGAGUAGAGGUUUGCCUGGUGUCCUGGCGAAGUUAUCUACACCAGUCUGACCGUCGAAUCAUCUCCCGGUUUAAUUGGAUUAAUUCCCCAGGUUGUUAGUUUAGCUGAUGUAUAGGCAGUUCCCCAAAAUGGUGUGGUUGCUGCUCAUUGGUGAUGGAUCGAGGUGAGCUUCCACCACUUCCUUGGUCUCCAGUAUAUGAAUUCAAACCCUUAUGACGACUUUGGUUUUCCAUUUUUGAAAUUCGCAUAGUGCAGGUGCACAAUGUUGGGUUGGUGUUUACUGACCGUACUGUUACGUGUGCAGUUCUUUGAAUGGUUUUGCACUCCACUGAAAAUUGCAGCACACCACUUAUGCACACACACACACACACACACACAAAUGCAUUCUCAAAAGUGCAGUGCUGAGGGUUAGUUGGAUACCUUGUUAAUCAACCGCAAUACUUUCAAACCACAGUGCAAGGACAGGAGAUUAAGUUUGACAUUGGUCGAAAAAACGUUAAUGUAUGUUGGAGGACAGCCUCUCAGAAGUACACACGUCUCUGUGCGUUCAUAUCCCGGCUUUGUGCUAAAGUACAAAAUGUGAACUGUGUGCACGCUGGAAGACUCUGGUAAAUUAGAACAAUGCUGAAUGAAUUGUAUUAUUUUGAUUAAAAGUAUUGAAGUUCUGUAUGUGAAGAUUUUUUAAAGUGCUCUGUAAUAUGCCCCAGAUAACUUUUCAAAUUGUAAUGGCAAAUCUAUAGCCUACUUGCCUAAUCACAUCUAAUCUACCACAUUACACUCCCCCCGUGACCCAAAUAAAAUCGAUAAUUUUAUUUUUCAACCAGAUAAA
This is a messenger RNA of Anguilla rostrata (American eel), 7272 nucleotides long. RefSeq names its product bromodomain-containing protein 1-like. Gene Ontology annotation, molecular function: protein binding. The record is from RefSeq and is a predicted model, not a curated record. Gene Ontology annotation, cellular component: MOZ/MORF histone acetyltransferase complex. The transcript has 13 exons. The coding region runs from base 458 to 3985 and encodes 1175 amino acids. NCBI's taxonomy places the organism in Eukaryota, Metazoa, Chordata, Actinopteri, Anguilliformes, Anguillidae. Gene Ontology annotation, biological process: regulation of transcription by RNA polymerase II.